Messenger RNA from Phalaenopsis equestris, 1767 nucleotides. RefSeq lists its product as uncharacterized. Gene Ontology annotation, biological process: positive regulation of transcription by RNA polymerase II. The record is from RefSeq and is a predicted model, not a curated record. Gene Ontology annotation, molecular function: RNA polymerase II cis-regulatory region sequence-specific DNA binding; DNA-binding transcription factor activity, RNA polymerase II-specific; protein dimerization activity. The transcript is spliced from 2 exons. Lineage: Eukaryota; Viridiplantae; Streptophyta; Magnoliopsida; Asparagales; Orchidaceae. The coding region runs from base 318 to 1472 and encodes 384 amino acids.
AAAAAAAAAAAAAAAUUUUGAUCAUGGCGUUUACUAAGCCAAACAAUUCUAAAAGAUUUCAAUUAGUUGAAUAUUGCAUUCCUUUUAUACCCAUCUUUUUGUCCGCGCCAAUGAGGCAUCUCCCUCGCAGCAUGGAAAGGCUGGUUUCGGAUAAGAACGAAGAGCACGUUCCAAUGGUCUAAGUGUAAUUCACAUUAAUCUGAUGAUUAGCACGCAUCAACUCGGUAGUGGAGAAUAACUCUCGUUAAAGCUGGUCAUUAUCAACGGCUACUCGCAACGAAAGCCUAGCAGAGAAGCGGAGAAGAAGAGAUCAGACGAUGGGGCGAGCAAAACUGGAGAUGAAGUACCGAGAGAACUACCGAGCCCGCCACGCAACUUACAUGACGAGAAUUACGGGAUUGAAGAGGAAAGCAUUCGAACUCUCCGUCCUUUGCGGCGUCGACGUGCUCGUUGCCUCCUUCUCGCCGGAACUUAACGCCGUCCAAUCCUGGCCGGAGAAGGACUCCGACGAAUUUCGCCGGAUAAAAGAGCGUUACGUCCAAUUUCGUAGAUCUGAGAUGGGGAGCCAAAACCAUUCAACGAUUUUUCCUUCCCUUCCGCUGGUUUCACAAGAAAUGCUAGCAAUGAGGUCUAAACUAAUAGAGAUUAGAGAGAGGUUAAGCUUCCUCGAAGCAGAAGCAUCCCCCAAUGCAGCCAUGGUUUCUUCCCAAUUCCAGCAAGAUCAGACAGCACCGCAGGAACAGAACACCAUUCCUCUAACUCCUUUUCUUGACGAUAUCUCCAUGGACGAUAUCUUCACGGCAGGGACAGAACUCCAUAUUUCUAACACCAUUCGCCUAACAGAGAUUAGAGAGAGGUUAAGCUUCCUCGAAGGAGAAGCAUCCUCCAAUGCAGCCAUGGUUUCUUCUCAAUUCCAGCAAGAUCAGACAGCACCGCAGGAACAGAACACCAUUCCUCUAACUCCUUUUCUUGACGAUUUCUCCAUGGACGAUAUCUUCACUGCAGGAACAGAACACCAUUCCUCUAACACCAUUCCCCUAACAGAGAUUAGAGAGAGGUUAAGCUUCCUCGAAGCAGAAGCAUCCUCCAAUGCAGCCAUGGUUUCUUCCCAAUUCCAGCAAGAUCAGACAGCACCGCAGGAACAAAAGACCAUUCCUCUAACUUCUUUUCUUAAUGAUUUCUCCAUGGACGAUAUCUUCACCACAGGAACAGAACACCAUUCCUCUAACACCAUUCCCCUAACAGAGAUUAGAGAGAGGUUAAGCUUCCUCGAAGCAUCCAAUGCAGCCAUGGUUUCUUCCCAAUUCCAGCAAGAUCAGACAGCACCGCAGGAACAGAACACCAUUCCUCUAACUCCUUUUCUUGACGAUAUCUCCAUGGAGGAUUUAUCAAGAUUCUUCCUUUCUGAUUCACCUAUGACGACCUCCGUGGAGGAUUUCAAUUGGUGCGACACACUUCUCGAUUAUGACUAGUGGUGAUUUCAACCAUAUGAUUCCUUCUAUGCUCGACAGUUCCAAGAAAACCAUUCCCUUCAUUUACGUUUCUUACCUUUUCUUUAGCAUUUAUGCUGAUCUCUUGUAUGAGGUCAAUCUAUCAUAAACUUAGAGCACAACAGUCUUGUUUUUUGCUCUCUGCUAUGUACUGAAUGUAGUAUGCUAAUAAGCAUUCAGUUCUUCUCAAGUUUGUUGAACAGGUAGAUCAAUUGCAUCGAACAAAGGGGCAUUUGCAUACAUACCACCCAAAUCCUCUGUAUAUACGUAUCUAACA